AUGUCAGUUAUUGGUGGCUCGUUGGCCGAUCGUGCUGGUCUUCUGAACGGUGACUCGUUGGUUGAGCUUGAAGGACACGAGAAUCUUGAUUUGACGCUUGCACGUCAACUGCUAUCGAAAGCUCAACAUAAAAUUGAACUUGUUGUGCACAGGCUUGUUCUUCAGUGCAUUCAAGCCGGUGGUGAGGUACACCGAAUCUGGAAGCCUUCGAUAACCGAGAAUACGGAGUUCAGUCGUUUUCAGCACACUUCACAUGAACAGCACUCGAAUGAACAAAACAGUCAAACUUAUGCUGCUCGACAGACAGCAACAGCACCCACAAAAACACCAACGAACGUACCGCUCAAAGUAUCACUCGAACAUCAAAAUCAAGCUUCGAUGAAUAUUCCGGGCUUUAAUGUUGCUGCACAACCGUACGGCUCCAGCCAAGAGGUGAAACAUCUUCAGUAUAAUUCACCAAUGCCACUUUAUUCACCACAGUCAGCUGCUGAGCAAUACCUGCAACAAACCGGUGGUCUUUUCGGUACCGAGUAA
Molecule: messenger RNA, 534 nt
Organism: Anisakis simplex (herring worm)
Lineage: Eukaryota; Metazoa; Nematoda; Chromadorea; Rhabditida; Anisakidae
Source: the annotation of a GenBank genome assembly